Cucurbita moschata (crookneck pumpkin) is the source of this 1837-nucleotide messenger RNA. Its product is annotated as protein DEFECTIVE IN MERISTEM SILENCING 3-like. NCBI's taxonomy places the organism in Eukaryota, Viridiplantae, Streptophyta, Magnoliopsida, Cucurbitales, Cucurbitaceae. The record is from RefSeq and is a predicted model, not a curated record. The coding region runs from base 263 to 1489 and encodes 408 amino acids. The transcript has 8 exons.
GUUCCCUCGAAGUUCCUGUGGUCGCUUUCUAAUUAUCUUUUAUCAAGGAAAAGGAGAAAAAAAUAUGAUCAGAUUUUGGGAUUAAUUUAUUUCACCAAACCCGAGGCCAGGGAGGGAAAUGAUGAGAUGAGUGAAGAAGUGGGUGUUUUUGCUAAUUUGAAAUGUGGGUUUUCAGUUCCAUUCUCGUUCGGUGUUGGAUUUGAGACCAGGUUCCGGAUUCGGAGGUGGCGCCACAAGCCCCACUCAGAAAGCUUCUGUUCUGAUGAAACUGGAUGAAAUUGAUAAGUGUAGAGUACCAAAGGAUGAAAUGCAAGAGGGAGGGCUUUCCCAUGAAGAUCCAACCAACCUUCGUUCCAAGAAACUUCAAGAUGAUCUGCAAACGCUGGGGACGAAGCUCCAGCUGCAUGAGGACAACAUAAGAUUUCUAAGGACUCUGAAAGACAAAUUAGUUGAUUCCAUCAUUGAUCUGCAAGUUACCCUAGGAAAGUACCAUGCUUCGAGUACGCCUAAGAUUGAGACCCAGGAUGGUGCUGAUACCCAAAGUGAAGAUAAGCUAUCAGAUCAGAAACAGAUUCUGCAGGAGGAAAACAGUGCUGCCAGCAUCUUGUGCCAGCUCAAAACUAAUCCCAAGAUGCUGGCUUCAGACCCUACACUUUCUGAUGAUGUGCUAGGUGUUGUUGCUGAACUAGGAAAAGUAGAUGACAGUGUCCUUAGCAGCCUUUUAUCAGAGUACCUAGGAACAGAGACCAUGUUAGCUAUUGUCUGCAAGACAUAUAAUGGAGUCAAAUCUCUAGAAAAGUAUGACAAGGAAGGAUGCAUAAAUAAAACAUCCGGGCUUCACGGAUUUGGCACUUCGCUUGGGAAAACUUUAGAGGGACGAUUCAAUGUCAUAUCUCUUGAAACAUUGAGACCAUAUGCUGGUGACUUUGUGGCCAACGAUCCGCAGAAAAGGCUUGAUAUUCCCAACCCAAGAUUGCCUAAUGGGGACUGUCCAGCCGGUUUUAUUGGUUAUGCUGUUAAUAUGAUCAACAUAGACAGAACAUACUUGUUUUUUCUCACAGCAAGUGGAUAUGGUCUUAGAGAGACUCUGUUUUAUUCUCUAUUUUCUUGUCUGCAAAUCUAUAAAACUAGGACAGAAAUGUUGCAAGCUGUUCCUUGUAUAACCGACGGAGCGCUUUCUUUGGAUGGCGGGAUUAUUAAAAGGAGUGGACUGUUCUGUCUCGGCAAUAGGGAUGAUGUGAAGGUGAGGUUUUCCAAGACCUCAACAAAUUCAAGCCUGCCUGACCAUUACACAGAAUCUGAGAGACAGAUGAAAGAAAUGAAAUGGAAAAAAGAAAAAAUUCUUGAAGAUAUGAGGAGAGAACAAGCGUUGCUAGACAGCACGAGGCUCAAUUUUGAAAGAAAGAGGGUGGAGUUUGUGCAGUUCCUAGCUGAAACAGCCGCUCGGCAACAAACUCCAGUUGCAAUGGGGAGAUCGGCUGGACGGUGAUGCUGGGCAGAGAGGGAUCGGCCAACGACGAUCAAAGGGGAGCCAAACGUGUCGGUGGAUGCAUUUUGGUUUACUGUCUGAUAUGCAUCAGUGUUGGAAAAGGUGAUGCCCUUUUCAAGAGGGGGUGUAGGAAGGAAAUGGGAGUAUUUUGCAAUGCCAAUUUUGAGGUGUAAGAUAGAUUGUGGUUCUGUAAGACCAUGCCUCCUGUAUCAAGCUUCCUUUGAACUGUUCUGUGAUGCUGCCAUUUCUUUCAUCCUCCAUGCUCUCCAUGUCCUUUGUUUAAUGGCUAUUUAUCAAGAUGAGUUCAUUAAACCCAUAUUAAUCUUGACGAUGCCUUCUAUGUGUCUA